Molecule: messenger RNA, 2067 nt
Organism: Durusdinium trenchii
Lineage: Eukaryota; Dinophyceae; Suessiales; Symbiodiniaceae
Source: the annotation of a GenBank genome assembly
UGUCUUUAGAGACUGUUUGAUGUGGUUUCCUUGCAGUUUGUGUAGUUUGGAGAUGACUAGGUACAGUCAUGUACUCUUUCAAGAAGAGUGGAUGUGCUUCUAAGAAGCUAAGAGGACAUUUGAAGACAGUCUAUAAAUGACUGUAACUUUGGCUCAAGGAGCGGGACCGAAAAGGACGCGUUGCUACUGUGUUUUCACAUGAAGACCAUCAGGUAGCUAACUUCCUGUUUAUUGGGCAGUGAGUACAGUUGCAACGAUCUCGGUGGAGGCAAUUUGGUCAACGGUGAGCUCAAGUGAAUGCAGGUAUGAGGUUUGCUCCUUGCUGGCCUACUCUGUCCAGAAAAAGACUCCUACGGCGCAAAGUUCCUUCCAGCUCGUUGCCGCUGCUUUGAGUGCUUACAAAGACGAGAUAAAGUCACAGUAGUGAGGGACUCACCGUAUUCAAAACCCCAAGGAAGUUUGCAAUGUGCACAGUUGACCGAGCACUGGUGCCACAGCCCAGAGGGCAAGUCGUGGAGAGCAUAGCUCUUUGGGAUCGUUGGUCAAGCUUGCGAAAAUUGUGGCCUGCAGAGAGCAAGAUAGAGGUUUAAGGAAGGCAUAAGGUGGUGCCUCGACAGCUCAUGCCUCCCCCCCGAAGGGGGGAGGUGGACAGCGAAACCGGCAUUCCAAGUGGCGUAUGGCUUGUUCCUUCUGCAGAUCCUGCCGUUGAAGGGUGUCACCAUCGACGUGGGCCAUGAACGGCUCCGGGCUACGACAGCAGCUGGGCAGCGCGGGCGCCGUCGAGGUGGGACAGGGUUGCCCGACGCCCAGGUUUUCGCGUUUGGACAGUGGCCAUGUGUCGAAGCCGUCGCUACAAAAACUUGUGUUUGUGGUCUUAGGAGCAAGUGUUCACCUAGCUUCAUGUGUUGUUCCAGUCUCUAGGGACCUAAGGAGAAUCAUGUUGAACUGCGGUCCUUGUCAGCGGGGACUCGCGGACAGUACAUGCGUUUUCGAGGAAGUUGAAGCCGGAGCAUGGGCACAGACGUCAAUUGAUCAUUGCACCAUUGGAAGCUCCGUCUACCGGUAGCAUGGUCUCUACCAGUAGAGGAGCUAAGUAGCUGCAAAGAGAUCUGAUGAGCCAUCUCUACCGGAUCUAAUACAGCUAAGUCACAUUUUUGAGGCUUUGCUGGCUCUACCGGUAGCAUGGCUCGAGGGGUCAAUGCGACUUCAGCCCAAUUCGAGGAGGACAACUUGUGGUUGGGAAUGAACCCUAAUCUGGGCUUGCUAAAGAAGUCCCUUCUGGAGACAAUUCUUCCUUGGUUCCUGAAUCCAAUUCAAGCUAGUCCACCCAGUUUUCUGCGGCAAGAACCUUGUCCAACGCGAGGACUGCUACUCAGUUAUAUACAAUAUACAAUUAGCAGUGCAUGUUGUCGAGCAGUCUGAGAAGCACAAAGAUGCAGACAUGGGUCUCAUUUGCUCUUAUUCUUCUACAGUAUAAGAAUGGAUCUACUAUAUAGAUAACGGCAACAUAAUAAUGUAUAUAGGUGUGGGAACUGAGGGAUGAGACUGGGGAUUCAGUUUUGUGUAGUUUUUGGGGGAACUCAUGAGAACCUACCCUAGUGAAGGGUUAGGUGGAUAUAGACAUAGAGUGUGACUAACUUAUACUACAACUGCAUCCUAGACUUAACGUACCACAAACCAAUGAGGUUUAUGCAGCUGCACCAAAGACCCAGCAGUCCUUCAUAGAUUACUGUAAUUCGCAAGUCCCUUUAAAGGCUGUUCACAAGCCAUCCCAACCACCACCCACCCACCACCUGCCCACUACCACCCACCAAGACCGUCUGGCCUCAACCCCAUCCCAUCGUCCUCACGCUCAGGUGUCCAUGCACUUGACCUUGGCCGAAGCCGAAGCUCUGCGGAACACCUUUUCGAACGUGCUCAGUCUUGGAGCUUGGUCUCAACGCCAUGGUUUGCAUCAUCGCUCCGCGGCUUGUCGACCUCGCCCAAAGCUGGCGACGAGUGGAGUCGAGCGCUGCUUCCGAUGGGGUUCACAGAGACGAAAAAAGGCAGCGGCCGCGUGUCUCAAAA